UGUAGAGCAUGGAAGUAUAUUGUUCAGAAAGGGGAUACAGUUGUUGAUGCCACUUGUGGUAAUGGACACGAUACAUUGGCAUUGGUGAAGCUGGUAACUGCUGAUAAGACUCAAAGAGGCCGUGUUUACUCGUUAGAUGUUCAGAAAUUUGCGUUGGAAAAGACUUUGGCCUUACUUGAUGAAUCACUCGACAAAGAUGAGAAAGAAAUUGUUAAGUUGGUUGAGACUUGUCACAGUAGGAUGCAUGAAGUUGUUCCAAAGGGAGAACCGGUCAGGGUAGUUGCCUUCAACUUAGGGUACCUUCCCGGGGGAGAUAAAGCACUAAUAACAGGUCCUAAGACGACCCUAAUGGCUUUAGAGUCUGCAAAGGACUUGUUAACACACGGAGGUCUCAUAAGCGUAGUUGGUUACGUGGGACAUCCUGGUGGAAGGGAAGAGUUUGAGACAGUUCGAGAGUUUGGUUCUAGGUUACCUGUUGAUGAAUGGAGUUGCUGCGAGCUUCGAAUGUUAAACCGACCUCUAGCUCCUAUUCUUGUUUUCAUGUUUAAAAGAUAGAUCUAGCUAAUCUAUUGGUUUUUCUAUGGUUUAAGCGUAGAAGUUG
Impatiens glandulifera is the source of this 601-nucleotide messenger RNA. RefSeq names its product putative rRNA methylase YtqB. The transcript is spliced from 4 exons. The record is from RefSeq and is a predicted model, not a curated record. NCBI's taxonomy places the organism in Eukaryota, Viridiplantae, Streptophyta, Magnoliopsida, Ericales, Balsaminaceae. The annotation marks the transcript as partial.